UUGUAGUAUUUAGGUUUGUAUAGACAUAUAACCUCUAACGUGUAUUUGAUUAUAUUUUGUUAAGCGCAAGAAGUGAAGCAAAAUUCAAACAUAAGUUUAUGUUUUGAUUUAUUAAAUUUAUUAUUUUUAUCAAACAAUUGUUAAGUUCGUAUUACUUGCAACAAUAUAAAUAUAGGACAAAUUGUGUAUAUACUUGUGUACACAAUCUAGCAGAAGGAAGCAAAAAUGCUUACAGAUGUAAAUAAAUAAAUCAGAAAUUAAGUAAUUAUAAAAUAACUAAAAAUCCAUUAUCAUACACGCAUACACGUAUGUUGUGAAGCAAUUAUUACGUAUCACUGUAUCAUUAUGAGUGAGAGUGCAGAAACGCAAAGUAAGGAUAGUGCGGUGUCUGUGAUAACUGAGCAGGAACGUGAAUUGGCUCAAAAUGCAUUGUUGGAAUUUCAAAAAGGCUCCUAUGCAUCAUGUUUGUUAUAUUUAAAUAAAUUGGAGAGUCUUCGGCCCAUGGAUCUGAAGGUUACGCAUAACAAAGUUGUUGUGGAAUAUUAUAAAAGUGAUCUGAAGAAAACUGAAUUGAUGCAAAAGAGCUUGAAUGCAAUAUGCGGUCAAAUAUCAACGAUGGAUUCUAGUGAGGCUAUUGACGAUGUCGAGAAAUGCAUCAUGAGGUACAACCAAGCUGUCCUGCUGUAUCAUACUAAGCAAUAUAACACUGCUCUUCGAGUGAUGAAUAAAUUUUUUGCCUUCAUCGAGCCGAUGGAAGAGACUCUGGCGCAUAAAGUUUGUCUGUUACUUAUCGAGUUAUAUAUAGUAAUAGAGCAACCAGACGCAGCUUUAUCAAUUAUAGAGUAUGUUGAAAGCCAGUUUGUAUCUCUCGACAGCUCUAAAAUACCAUCAGUCGAUAAAGAAGGAAUAACGAAGUCUAUUAAGGAACAGAAAGAACAAAAGAAAGAUGUUUCUGAUACAUUAGCAGAUGCUUUCAAGAUUAAACUCUUAAAAUGUAAAGCAAGAGUAUAUCUCCUGACUCAUCAGUUAAAGCUCUGCAAAAAAGAGUGGAAGACGUUAGUUUCAUUAGGCACACCAGCGAAUACAUCAACGAUCUUCUUGAAAGCUAAUCUAGAAUACUUACGAGGAAAUUACAAGAAAGCAAUGAAGCUAUUAAAUUCCACAACGAUAGAGAACUUAGAUUUCAAAUUAUGCGGAGAAUCUUCUGCCGUCUUAUAUUAUAAUAACGUAGCAUGCUUGCAUCUUGCAAUGGGUAAGCCAAAUCUGGCUUGUUUUUAUCUUCAGAAAGCUCUAUAUGAGAAUAAAUAUGCGGUGGAGAAUGUGCAAGUUAAAGAUACUGAUCCUUUGUCUCAGCCACUGUACAUGUUGGGUGGCAAUAAGCAUUAUGAACUAAUGUACAGUUUAGGAGUGUCGUUGUUGCAUGCUGGUCAAAUUUCAAAAGCCUUUGAUUGCUUUACGGAAGCAGCACAGAGAUUGCAUAAUAAUCCUAAGCUCUGGCUCAGAAUGGCAGAAUGUUGUAUUUAUAGCCAUAAAUAUUCAAAUGAAAUUGAUUUUGAUAUAUCAAAGCGACGAAAAGACUUGGUGCAGAAAGUUAUAGGUUCCGGUAUUUAUAGAAAGAUUAUCCUAGCUACAUCUCUUUCAAAUGGCAUAAAUUAUCAUACAGAAGAUCUAUCCUAUGCAAUACCACAGCCAACAUUGGAAUUUGGAUCUUUAUGCUUGAAAAAUGCAUUAUUUUUACUACCAAACAAUGAACCAAAUGUACUUGUGACAAAUAUAACGAAUACACAAACAAUGUCGCUAUCAUUAACAUCUGGUCAUAGUUUAGGUGUUCAUCAUGCGGCAUUAAUGUCCCAAGCUACGAUUACUGAAUGUUUUAAUUUAAAAAUUAGUGUAUUGGCCGCUAGUACAUACAUUUCCUUAUGUCUUGGAGAUUACAUACUUGCUUUUGAGCACGCAAAGUCUUUGUUGAGUCUCAAUAAAUUGCCUGGAGCUUAUAAAAUGUUAGGUAACUUGUAUGCUGCUGAAAGUCUCAUCUAUAUGGAUAAAAUCAGUGAAGCACUCGAAUACCUUAAACCAGAAAAUCUUCAAGAUUUAAAUACAUUUACACCUAUAUCAGAAAUACAAGAAAAAGAUAAAGAAAAAGCGGAAGAAAUUGUGACAAGACCUAUAAAAAAAGCAUGGUAUCCUACAACAGUUUCUACAGCCACCGCUAUAUUACGUUAUAAUUUAGCUGUGGCUUAUGCCAUACAAGGUGAACUAGAAAAAUCAGGAGAAACCUUAAAGCAAGUAUGGAUGUCGAAAGAACCAAAUUGUGAUAUACCUAUACAAGUUAUAAUGUUGGCCUUGUACAUAGAAUUGCAAUUAGAUUUGAAUACGUGUAUGUACAUAAGGCUAAUAUACGAGCAUAGAUCUUAUAGAUAUGGACUGGCCAUUGGCUAUAGUUUCUGUACAGAAAUAGUGUCUGAAGGAGGUUGGAGGGGAAAAGCAUGCUUUUCAGUACUUCUCUCUCUGCAGUGUCCGGAAGUCAUGCAGAUAUUUCAAAAUCUAUAAUAAAAAAGCAUUGUCCACAAUAUCGUUAACAUAGAAGAUCUGUUUAAGAGAUCUUAAAACGCUAUUAAUAUUAUAUUAAUACAAUAUAUAAUAUUUAUACUGCUAAGUAUAUGUAUAUAUAUGAGAAGAAAA
Messenger RNA from Ooceraea biroi (clonal raider ant), 2682 nucleotides. RefSeq names its product CCR4-NOT transcription complex subunit 10 (gene Not10). Gene Ontology annotation, cellular component: CCR4-NOT complex. Gene Ontology annotation, biological process: negative regulation of translation; mRNA catabolic process. NCBI's taxonomy places the organism in Eukaryota, Metazoa, Arthropoda, Insecta, Hymenoptera, Formicidae. Gene Ontology annotation, molecular function: protein binding. The record is from RefSeq and is a predicted model, not a curated record.